This is a messenger RNA of Cuscuta epithymum, 3647 nucleotides long. The record is from the annotation of a GenBank genome assembly. Lineage: Eukaryota; Viridiplantae; Streptophyta; Magnoliopsida; Solanales; Convolvulaceae.
AAGUUAUACACUUCACAAUAUACCGCUGUGUUGAAUAAAAAUGGAACCAACUCCGUGUCUCAGAUGUCGCCGUCCCGGCGCAGAGAACCCCUGCGGCCUAUUUCACUUCCGUGUCUCAGAUGUCGCCGUUGCUGACUUCCAAGUCUCCAACGUUGCCAACGACCUCCACCCUCGUUCGAAAGCGUCCAGGGUCAUAGCUCAACCAGAGAGUUGUUCUGGUUAGGCCCGCCGUUCAUUCCAAGGAAUUAAACAUCCGAGCUUUAUGAUGCUUCAUGUACACAGUUCCUCCAGAGUCUCCGGAGGCCAAGAAAAUUGGCACGGACGGAGUCGGCGAAGCAUCCGCUUCUACUCUCUUCCAUAUAAAUUCCAGCAAGUAGUUUUUCAUUGUCCCUUUAAUUCGACGAGUUUUCGAGGGUUUCAUUUGCAAGCUCACGUGUCUCACUGCACUUCGCUACGACAAAACCAAUCCAAUCUGAGAAUUCAAAGACUUACAACAGCAACGUUUGAUAAAGGAGUUGGGGUUUUCGCAGGGUUUAAGCUUCGGUGUUGUUUGAAGACUCCAGCUUUUGCUUCAAAUGCUGACAUGAUUGGUAAAAGGAAAGGGUAUGCAGGUGAAUUGCCGAAAAUUUUGCAAUCUUUGGCCACUGAGGGUGAGGUAGAGAAGACACUUCAUUUGUAUUCUGAGCAACUUAACGCUAGGGCGUUAACUGUGAUUCUCAAAGAACAGAGAAGUUGGGAGAAGGUCCUUAGGGUGUUUGAGUGGAUGAAGUCACAGAAAGAUUAUGUGCCUAAUGUGAUACACUACAAUAUUGUGCUGCGCACUCUGGGCAGAGCUAAAAAAUGGGAUGAGUUGAGACUUUGCUGGACUGAAAUGGCUAAAUCUGGGGUUUUGCCAACAAACAAUACAUAUGGAAUGCUUGUUGAUGUUUAUGGAAAAGCAGGCCUGGUUAAAGAAGCACUUCUGUGGAUUAAGCAUAUGAAGUUGAGAGGAAUUUUUCCAGAUGAGGUUACAAUGAGCACAGUGGUUAAAGUUUUGAAGGAUGCAGGGGAGUAUGAACGGGCAGAUAGGUUUUUUAAAGAUUGGUGUACAGGGAAAAUCAAGUUGAAUGAUCACGAUUUAAAUUCUAUAGAUGUGCCAGAAACAAUUACUAGUUCAGAUCCCUUAAGUUUGAAGCAAUUUUUAUUGACUGAGCUUUUCAGGACAGGUGCAAUGAAUCCAUCUGGGGUUGUAGAAUUGUCAGAAGCGGAGGGACAUAUUAGGAAACCUCGACUUACAUCAACAUACAAUACUCUGAUUGAUUUGUAUGGAAAGGCAGGCCGUUUGCAAGAGGCUGUGGAUGUGUUUGCAGAAAUGCUCAAGUCUGGAGUGGCAUUGGACAGUUUUACUUUCAACACCAUGAUCUUUCUUUGUGGGAAUCUCGGCAACUUGGGUGAAGCUGAAGCUUUGCGUAACAAGAUGGAGGAAAGAGGGAUAUCUCCUGACACAAAAACAUUUAACAUUUUCAUAUCUCUGUAUGCCAAUGUGGGGAACAUGGACCUAGCUCUCCAGUACUACAGAAAGAUAAGGGAGUUCGGGCUUUUUCCUGAUGUUGAAACUCAUAGAGCCAUUCUUCAUAUACUAUGCAAGGAAAAAAUGGUGCAUGAAGUUGAGGCUGUGCUUAAAGAAAUUGAGAGUUUAGGUAUGCAUGUCAAUGAGCGUUCCCUUCCAGUUGUUAUGGAAUUGUAUAUUAGUGAAGGACUAAUCGAGCAAGCCAAUGCCCUGUUUGAAAGGUGUCAAUUAGCUGGUGGUCUGUCAUCAAAGACUUACGCUGCCAUCAUGGAUGUGUAUGCAAAUCGGGGACUUUGGGCUGAAGCCGAGAAUGUCUUCAUCUCCUGUAAGAGGGAUGGUGUGUUCAGGCAGAAGAGGACAGUGUUGGAAUAUAAUGUCAUGGUUAAAGCUUAUGGGGAAGCAAAGUUGUAUGAUAAAGCUUUCUCCCUCUUCAAGGGAAUGAAGAGUCAAGGUACAUGGCCAGAUGACUGCACUUAUAACUCUCUUAUUCAGAUGUUUUCCGGUGGCGAUAUAGUGGACCAGGCAAAGAAACUUUUAAUUGAAAUGCUGCAUGUUGGGUUUAAACCCUCAUGCAUGACCUACUCUGCUAUAAUUGCUAGUUAUGUCCGUGUGAAUAGGCUUUCCGAAGCUGUUGACCUGUUUCAAGAAAUGCUAAAAACUGGUGUAAAACCAAAUGUCGUAGUUUAUGGAUCUUUAAUUGAUGGGUUUGCUGAAGCUGGUCACCUUGAUGAAGCCAUGAACUAUUUACAUAUGAUGGAAGAAUCUGGUAUAUCAGCCAAUCAAAUAAUCUUGACAUCCAUGAUCAAGGCAUAUAGUAAGCUUGGUUCGGUAGAAGGGGCAAAACUUUUAUAUGAGAGGAUGAAAAACAUGGAUACAGGUCCCGACAUAGUUGCAUCUAAUAGCAUGCUCAAUUUGUACGCAUCCUUAGGAAUGGUAUCUGAAGCAAAAUUGAUGUUUUAUGAUUUGCGUGAGAAAGGGAAGGCAGAUGAGGUUACCUUUGCUACUAUUAUGUAUGCCUACAUGAACAUGGGUAUGCUAAGUGAAGCCAUUGACAUUGCAGAGGAGAUGAAACACUCAGGGCUUGUGAGGGAUUGCAUGACAUUUAACCUAGUGAUGGCAUGCUAUAGUUCGAAUGGGCAACAUGUGAAAUGUGGUGAGUUGCUGCAUGAAAUGGUAGUCAGGAGGAAGCUUCUUCCAAACAAAUCAACAAUUACAAUAUUAUUCACCGUAUUGCGAAGGAGAGGUUUUCCGGCUGAAGCAAUCAGACAGCUUGAGUCAUCCUACAUGGAAGGGAAAGAAUAUGCAAGUGAUGCUGUGAUAACCUCUGUAUUUUCCGUGGUGGGUUUGCAUGCAUAUGCACUUGAAUCCUGUGAAAUCUUCAUAAAUCCAUCAGCAAUGGGGGGGCUUAAUUCAUUUGCCUACAAUGUGGCUAUAUAUGCUUACGGAGCAUCAGGGAAAAUAGAUAAGGCACUUAAUAUCUUCAUGAGAAUGACUGACGUGGGACUGGAACCCGAUAUGUUUACAUAUGUCUGUCUUGUUCGUUGUUAUGGCAAAGCUCGCCUAGUUCAUGGCAUAGAGCGGAUAUAUAUGCAAAUGAAGUCUGGAUAUAUUGAGUGUGAUCGGUCACUGUGUAAUGCCAUCGUAGAUGCCUAUAAAGAUGCUGGCAGACUUGAUCUUGCUCAUUUGGUUGGUCAAGAGAUGAGGUUUGCUUCCAGUGAAGAGCAUCAUCCUCCUUACUCUGAAACUGAAGAUACUUUUUAUGAGGAGCAGUAUUCUUAUUCUGAAAACGAAGAUAAGUGUCUUUAUUCUAAAGUUUAAGAUGAAAUUGAUGAAACAACAAUACUAGCCAUCAACUUAUUCAGAGUUAAGAAGAAUGGUUGGUGAACCAUUUUUGGUCCUUAGGAUUUUCAGUUGGAUAUUAUGAAUGUAUAAUCUCCCCUUCUUCUUAUUUUACUGUAUAAAGGUUUGUUAAGUAGUAAUGUAGAAGCUAUGCAUAAGACUUCUUUUCUUCAGUUAGAUAGCAUGUGGAGGAUGUACCAUUUGCAUUUUUUCAGUCUAUCACAAUCUACACACAUAUGCAACUACCCUUGCUUAUUUU